This is a messenger RNA of Hyaena hyaena (striped hyena), 2672 nucleotides long. RefSeq names its product spermatogenesis associated 2 (gene SPATA2). Gene Ontology annotation, cellular component: cytoplasm. The coding region runs from base 327 to 1889 and encodes 520 amino acids. The record is from RefSeq and is a predicted model, not a curated record. The transcript is spliced from 3 exons. NCBI's taxonomy places the organism in Eukaryota, Metazoa, Chordata, Mammalia, Carnivora, Hyaenidae. Gene Ontology annotation, biological process: regulation of tumor necrosis factor-mediated signaling pathway; protein linear deubiquitination; protein K63-linked deubiquitination.
AAAGCCUUUGACCUGGUCAGGAAGUAGGAUUUUAUCCUAACGGAUUUACAUUUGCCUCUUGUGCUCCUUGGGAGUAUUUGUUCCUGAAGCACGGGGCUCCCUGGGCAGGGCGGUGGUGGGGAGAAGGUGGCCUCUCUGUCAUCAGUUCUGCACAUCUCACCCCUCGCUUCCUGGUUAAGAUCCUUGGGAGUCUCCCGAAAACCUUGGAGAAACCAGAGCACGCCCCCAGUCCAGGUGGGCAACAUGUCCGUGCUGUUAGCGAUGUCACUGCCUCGAACUGGGAAGCCAUGGAGGAGAUAAGGUAGCCGCCCCUGUCCCCGGAUCGGAUGGGGAAGCCCAGUUCAAUGGAUACAAAAUACAAGGAUGAUUUAUUCCGGAAGUACGUGCAGUUCCACGAGGGCAGAGUGGACGGCACCCCCAGCAGGCAGCGGCCCGGCAGUGACGAGUGCCUUCGGGUGGCAGCCUCGACCCUGCUCAGCCUGCACAAGGUGGACCCCUUUUAUCGAUUCCGGCUGAUCCAGUUCUACGAGGUGGUGGAGAGCUCGCUGCGCUCGCUGAGCUCCUCCAGCCUGCGGGCUCUGCACUGUGCCUUCAGCGUGCUGGAGACGGUCGGUGUCAACCUCUUCCUCUACCCGUGGAAGAAGGAGUUCAGAAGCAUCAAGACCUACACGGGCCCCUUCGUUUAUUAUGUCAAGUCGUCGUUACUGGAAGAGGACACCCGGGCCAUCCUGCAUCACAUGGGCUACACGCCUGAGUUAGGGACCGCGUACAAACUCAGAGAGCUUGUGGAGACCCUCCAGGUGAAGAUGGUCUCCUUUGAGCUCUUUCUGGCCAAGGUGGAGUGUGAGCAGAUGCUGGAAAUCCACUCACAAGUCAAGGACAAGGGCUACUCCGAGCUGGACGUGGUGAACGAGCGCAAGAACAGCACGGAGGACGUGCGGGGCUGCUCGGAGGCCCUGCGGCGGCGGGCCGAGGGCCGGGAGCACCUGACGGCCUCCAUGGCCCGCGUGGCGCUCCAGAAGUCAGCCAGCGAGCGGGCGGCCAAGGACUACUACAAGCCUCGGGUGACCAAGCCCUCGAGGUCUGUGGAUGCCUACGACAGCUGCUGGGAGAGCCGGAAGCCGCCCCUGAAGGCCUCAUUGAGCCUGCGGAAGGAGCCGGUGGCAGCAGAUGUGGGCGACGGCCUCAAGGAUGAGAUCAUCCGCCCGUCCCCCUCGCUCCUGGCCAUGUCCAGCUCCCCCCACGGAAGCCCGGAUGACCUGCCGUCCCCCUCCCCCAACAACGGGUUGGGCCUGCUGCGUGGCACGUACUUCUCCGCUCAGGAUGACGUGGAUCUUUACACAGACUCGGAGCCUCGGGCCACCUACCGGAGGCAGGACGCCCUGCGGCCGGACGUGUGGCUGCUCAGAAAUGAUGCGCACCCCCUCUACCACAAGCGCUCGCCCCCCGCCAAAGAGUCCGCCCUGUCCAAGUGCCAAAACUGCGGUCUGUCCUGCAGCUCCUCCCUCUGCCAGCGCUGUGACGGCCUGCUUGCCUGUCCCCCGGCCUCCAAGCCCGGCGCCUUCCCCAGCAAGGCCUCUGCCCACGACAGCCUGGCCCACGGGUCGUCUCUGCGGGAGAAGUAUGCGGGCCAGACUCAGGGCCUUGACCGGCUGCCGCACCUCCACCCGAAAUCCAAGCCCUCGGCCACGGCCACCUCCCGCUGUGGCUUCUGUAACCGCCUGGGAGCCACCAACACCUGCACCCAGUGUUCAAAAGUCUCCUGUGACGCCUGCCUCAGCGCCUACCAUUAUGACCCCUGCUGCAAAAAGAGUGAGCUGCACAAGUUCAUGCCCAACAACCAGCUGAACUACAAGUCCACCCAACUGUCCCAUCUCGUGUACAGAUAGACUCGACCUUGCACCCCCUGCUCCAAGGGCUACACCACUGACUUUUGGGUCCCCCCCCCAGGGAAGAAGUGUUCAUGUAUUGUUCUCGGAAGCGGAGGCCUGCAUUCGACCAUGUGGGGGCCCGGGGACCGUGGGGUAGGCUGCACCCCCUGCGAGUUCACCUGAUGACCCAGGUAUUUACACUGAUGGCUGCUUUGUCACCUGACGAGGGAGAGGAUGGCACUUCCGUUCAGAUUCAUUUUUGCUAAUCUCUCCACUCCCUGUUCCGUUGUUUGUUUUGUUUCUGAAGAGGAUUUCUCUCCCUCAGACUCUUGCCACACCCGCCCCUCCCACUGCGAAGCCAACUUGGACUGGGAAGGGCCCCCUGGGUCCCCUCCAAAUGCCCGCCUGGAGCGCCGAGCUAGAGGCCUGCUGGCUUGUGAAAUGAGCCCUCCUGCCACACCGGGCCUCUUCCAGGGGCUCAUCCCUUGGCUGCCCCCUUCCCGGACGCAAGGACCCCCCUCCCGGACGCCCCGCCCCUCACUUCCACCUGUCUGGGUUUCGAAGGUGGACUGAGUCCAGUAUUAACUGAAUGGCGCCCUGUUGCCACCACAGCUCAGUUCAGCCCCUGGUGUUUGUGCACUUUGCUCCGACGCACUGAAGUGUGGACCUUCCAUGGCAGGAUGGACUUGCCCCUUUCUGUUGUUUGCACACGCCCCUCUUACUGUACUGUAAAUAGAUAUUUUUGAGAUUUAUUUUUAAAUAAAUAUUCAACUUGCCAUGUGUUUCACAGUGGUUAAAACA